UAUAUGCAUGGUAUGUCAAUAUUGUUAGCUCUGCGGUUAUUUUGCUUUGUUCGCUUGCCUUUGUUCUAGAAUGGAGUGUGUUGCUCACGAACUCACUUCUCUUCUUGAAUGUCCGAUAUGUAUGGAAACACUGAAAGAUCCAAAAAGUCUGCCAUGUUUUCAUAACUUUUGCAGUCACUGCUUGCAGCGUUAUAUCGAAGAAGUGCGCAAACGAAAGCAGAUCGUAAGAAUUCCUUGUCCAUCAUGUCGCAGUGAAUUUUAUCUUAGGCGAAAUGGCACCAUCCAAGAUAUUCCGGGUAGUUUUCUUGUCAAAAAUAUGCUGGAUAUCGCGAAAUCCCAAAAGGAAGUGCAGGGAUGCAAGUGUCAAUUAUGUGAUAAUCCUGGACUCCACCAUUGCUCUGAAUGUAAAAUCUUCAUGUGUGAAGAUUGUAAGACUUUGCAUAACAAAUUUCCUGGACAGAACCAGCAUACUGUGCUAUCCAUUGACGAACUCGACACUCCCGAAGGUCAGGCAAAAAUUAAGAGGAUAGUUUAUUGUCAAAAGCAUCCUGGGGAAACUUUGAGGUUUUAUUGUGAAACAUGCAAGGAACUGUGUUGCAAUGAUUGCCUGCUACUUUAUCACAUGAAACAGAAUCACUCCUGUAUAUCAGUGCAGGAGGUUGCCGCAACUCAGCUCGAUAAACUCACUUCCAUUACUGCCAAAAUGGAGGGAAAUUUAACUGAAGGAAAGAAAGCUCUCGAUUGCGUUGCAGCAACAAUAGUUUCGUUAAACGAAAACGCUUCCGUUGCAAAACAGAACAUUAUACAACGAAAAGAUAACAUCUUAAAGGUUGUUUCGGACAAACUAGAGAAAAAGGCUGUUGAACUGUGUGAAGAGGUUAAUUUGAACCACGAUAAGCUGCUUGAGGAGCUUAUGAAACAACAAGAACAAAUUCAACAAUAUGUCGAUAAUGUGGAAGCGUUCGUAUCCAUUCCUCGGAAUCUAUUGGAAAGGAAAAACAUGGACGAAAUUCUUUCUUCUCGGGAAUUAAUUGAUGAAAAUAUUGGAAAACUAGAAACACUGAAAUAUCUAAGUCCUGUCAAUGAUGGGAAUGUCAAUUUUGAAAUUCCAGUUUUUGACGAUAAAAAUGCUGAUUUACUACUUCAAGCCAUGGGGGUAGUUUACGGCAGUAUCAACCAAAAUUUGGCCCAGUCCCAAAUACUUCGAGGGGAGAAAGUCUUGAUAAACCAGUUACAACAGUGGUUACAUGGAAAUUGGAAUCUUCUAUAUCGUGCAUCACGUGAUGGUUGGUCAGCCUAUGAUUUUCAUCGUCUUUGUAAUGAUAAAGGAGGCACAGUUUUCUUGGUCAAAGUCGAUGACUUCAUAUUUGGUGGAUUUACGGAUCAAAGCUGGAAUGGUGAUCUAUUUAAGCGUUCUGCUGAAUCAUUCUUGUUUUCUCUUCGAAACAAUGAGGAUUUGGAACCAUUUGUUGCAUAUAUAAAACCUGGCGAGGAGGAUUAUGCUGUCUUUUGCAAUUCUGAUUGGGGUCUAGGGCUUGGUGUUGAUAUGGGAAUUUCGAACUGUGCAAAUGAAUGUCAACUGUCUUUUGCUCAACUAGUAAACAUCGGACGCAGUCGCUUGGUCGCCGCUCAAAAUCCUCUAACCAGCCGAAUAUGGAUGGCGUUUAUAGAAGAAUGGACUGGGAAUCUUAUGUUUUCAACGAAAGUGAGUCGAUUCUAAACUAAAAAAACAAGUUUAAAUUGCUCACAAAAAAAACGUCCAGAAAAGAGAUUCAAGAGCCUAGAAAUUCUGUUGUGCUGAAUGAAUUGUUGAUUUUGAGCAUUUUAAUGUAUGUAAAGUAUUUAAAUGAAUUCAUCCUCAAUUCUUCGGCAGUCAGAAUGAUCACUACAAUUUAUUGCGGAUGUUGUAACAGUUACCACUAAAUGUAAUGUUUAAAAGUCCGAAAGGAACUUAAAUUACUCAAAUACAAUCCUUUUUUACUUGACAAUCCUUUGCUUUUCUAGCUUGCGCGCUGUGUAUUUCUGAUGUAAAUGCAAAUAAAAAAGUCAGCUAAGAUCA
Xenia sp. Carnegie-2017 is the source of this 2059-nucleotide messenger RNA. Its product is annotated as tripartite motif-containing protein 45-like. NCBI's taxonomy places the organism in Eukaryota, Metazoa, Cnidaria, Anthozoa, Malacalcyonacea, Xeniidae. Gene Ontology annotation, biological process: positive regulation of DNA-templated transcription. The coding region runs from base 71 to 1720 and encodes 549 amino acids. Gene Ontology annotation, molecular function: zinc ion binding; ubiquitin-protein transferase activity. Gene Ontology annotation, cellular component: nucleoplasm; chromatin. The transcript has 7 exons. The record is from RefSeq and is a predicted model, not a curated record.